Molecule: messenger RNA, 9320 nt
Organism: Bombina bombina (fire-bellied toad)
Lineage: Eukaryota; Metazoa; Chordata; Amphibia; Anura; Bombinatoridae
Gene: ALMS1
Product: ALMS1 centrosome and basal body associated protein
Exons: 19
Coding region: 14-9040 (3008 amino acids)
Biological process (GO): regulation of centriole replication
Cellular component (GO): centrosome; centriole; cytosol
Source: RefSeq, a predicted model, not a curated record
UGCUGGUGUCAACAUGGAAGAGAGCGAGCAGGGUGAAGAAGGGAGAGUCGGGGACACGGGUUCUUGUACCCCACCGCCGAUCGCUACAACACCUCCAGUAUCACAGUUUGGACGCCUGGAAGAGCUUCAGAGUGAGAGCAGCAGCCCAGGAACCCAUAUCUCCAGCACCAGCGGCAUGUCUCUGGGGGAGGCCAUCAGACAGGCUGCGAGUCAGAGUAUGGAAUCCUGGUACCAACUUCCAACAGAGGAGGAUGACAGUAACUUGUUACCCACAUUUAGUGAGAUUGGGACAUUUGCUGAGCAAACAGAGUUCCCAACCAUUGAAGAAGGAACAAUACAUUUAGAACCAGACCGUGGAAAGGGGGCUUCUGAAAUAAAGUCUUUCUCAUUAAAUCUUGAAAUGCAGGACAGCCGGCUUUCUCCGUGUCUCCCGCUGCUGACAUCAGGAACUGCUCAGCGACAGAAGUUUUUUGAUGAUACUCUUCUUCAGAAAACAGAAAUGGAUUUUGCACCUUUGAGAGGUUCCCUUGAUAUGUCUGAGUUUCCCAGUCAUCAUUCGUUGCAAAUAAGCGAUGCAGUGGCACUUGCUAGCAAAGAGGUCUCAUUGUAUACGGCUGAGGGCACUGUAACUUUGUCCCAGCAUGAUAAUGAAGAUGUAGAUGCCAGCAGCAUGUACAACAUAUCUCAGCACCCACUGUAUGUCCUCAACAUGGACAGAGGAAGCGCUGAUCAUGGCUACCACACAACAGAUGUGGAUAUUCCUGGUAUACCAGAUUCUAAAGAACUAGCAGUUUCUUCACAGGAGCAGGUUGACAAAUGUUUCAGGCAAGAAGAUGGUUUGUUUUUGGACAGCAAUGUUCCUGCUCCUUUGUUGCUGCAGUUGCUUGAAAAGGAAGUUGGCCUAUCGAGCAGCAGUGGAAUGUCUUCUAGAACAUCAUCUUCCCAAUCAGUAACAGCUAAAGAGACCGAGAGCAGUGACAUCACACAAAAUAUAAAACCUGAUCUGCAACAGCAAACCACUACAAAACAUCAGCUGUUGCAAGAGGUUCCAUCAAAAGCAGAUGUCAAUCCACUUGAUGAAGAAUAUUUUAAAGACUCUAGAGAAAUAGAUUUUUUCAAUACGGACUCCUAUAAGGAAUUAGAGGAAGAAAAUAUUGAUCCAAAUCAGUCUGGUAUCACUGUGCGCUCAUCUAUAAAACAGCAUAACCAAGUGUCAAAAGAAGUGCUUCAUAAACAGAUGUGUUCUGAGAUCCAACAACGAUUUAAAGAGAGAAAAAUCUCUAACGUCAGUGAAAGCCAAAGCAAGAAUUCUAGCAAUGUAAGAAUAGACACUUCUCUGGUACCAGAAAUUUACACAGAAUCAAACAGUGGGAAAGAGAAUACUAUUAUAGAAGCACAUUCAGCAAUUAGUUGUGAUGACCUUACUAUUUCUUCUCGUGGCAGCAUAGAAAGGGGUCACAAAGAUGCAGGAAUAUCGCCUUCUGAUAACCCUACUGUAGAAGAUGGCUCAUUUAUUGGGCGACUGGCUCACCCAAUCUCUCAGUCCACUCCUGGUACGUUUACAGUGAAAGGUGGGAAAAAACAUCUCACUGACAAACUAUUGCAAAUUAAGGCAAAACUUACAGGAUCCGAUAUGUCCUUAAAUGAGGAGGAACCUUCAAACAGCUCUUCACAGAGUAAUAUGGCUCCAUCUGGAAAGCAUCAGAACUUGCCAAGUAGUCAUGAAAGCUACCCAGACAGCUCUGACUCUCCACGAUCAUUGUCCCCUCAAAGAAGAAGAAUACAGUCUCUGCCCAGCCUAAAUUACAUUGAGAAGGUUGGUGCAUGGAAUACAAACCAGUCCUUUGAUGCGUUGGUUCUUAGAGGUUUAACGGGAGUGUCCCCAAAAAAGAGGGCAUACAACGCAGUUGCAGAAUCUUUAAACCGAAUUCUUUCUAGCCAGAGAAGCAGCACCACACAGAAGAGAGGACUAGCUGCCUCCUUUUCUGGAACAUCUUCUAUGACCAACUUGAAUUCAAAAGAGAAGUAUACCAGCAGCACCUCGCAAAUUACCAGAUCUCAGUCUUACAACUCUGUAUCCACAAUAAUCCCAGAAACCCCACCCGUAACAACACAAGAAGCCGUUGAUAAACCUGUAAAAGAACUUAAUGAGAUGACUGUAAAUGCAGAUCCUGGGAAAACUGGUGAAUGCUUAAUGGAAGAUAUAGAAAAAUCUUGCAAUGUCCCCAUUGCUGCUGUAAUAGAUGUUUGUGAUUCACAAAGGGAGUGCAGCACAGACCAAAGUAUUCAAGAAAGCAAGUCUACAGCUGAAAUAGAUUUAAAAUUUAAGGGAGAGAUGGACCUUGCAAAUAAUGCGAGUGAAAGAACUACAGAUAAAUCAAUACCUGGUGUUGAUGUAGGUCCAGUUUCUCGUAUGAUGGACCAGUUUAGUGAUGUCUCCCUAGAUAAUGAUUUCUUGAGUAGCUCUCAUUCAAGUGAUCAAGCUAACCAGAUUUUUACAAAUUCUGCCAUGGCUGCUUCUAUACGCUCAGUAAUGAGCUUAGAGAUUGAUAACUUUGUCCCCUUCUGGUCACCUUCUGCAAAAACACCAGAGAUAAAAGAGAUCAACAUUGAAGAAAGAAUACCAACAUAUCUUCGCAAUCUCGGUAUUGAUCAAUCCCCGACCACUAUUUUAACACCAUUUGUUCCAAAAGGGCCAAUAAGGGAGCCAGAAUUUUCUCCCUCAGAGCUAAGAACUAUAAAGGGAUCUACAGCCACGCCUACCAAAAGCUUGCAGUUGUCCGAAGGAGGCUCCCAGGCUGCAGUUAACAUUUCUUAUUCCAGCAUCUUUUCUACGGCAUCUACUACAAGUGUAUCUAUACCUAUGGGUUCCGAGCAUGGCCAUGACUCUCCUCUACCAACUGAACCAACUCCACCUCUUAGCCCAACGUCACCUAAAGACAGACCAGUAAGCCAGUAUGAUCUCACCUCACAUGAUGAUGAAAGCAACAUGCAGCCUUUGGCCAUUAAGAAGUGUGAUGAACAGACUGUAGAGAUACCGGUCAGUGAACAGCUUACAGAGAUCCGUAAAGGGCAAUUAUUUACCCCAGACCUCCAUUCUGAAGAGGAAAAUGCUACAGAAGAAACAUAUCGAGUUAAACAACUUAUACACAGAUUUGAAUAUGGAAGUCAAGUAGUGAAUCAGAAUAAUCACUCUGCAGAUGGUCAUGAUGUAGAAGGACGCAUAGAUUUGUCAUUAAGGACCGGGGCCUCCAUGCAGAAGCAAACUAUGGAUUCCAUAAAUGAUUCUUUUGUUGGAUCCAAAACCCUCAAAGAGAUCCGUAAAUUAUUGGCAGAAGCGGACGAUCCUGGCCUUGAUUUUUCUGGUGGUGGAUUUUCUCUCACAUCAUUAAAAGACUCGGGUGAAUUAUCUCAGUUGUGGCUGAAAUUAUCUGACUCUCUAAAAUCAGAUGACAUAGGAAGUGAAACUGCAAGCCCCAUUGGUGGCCUAGUGAAAGCAACGUCAUGGGAAAGCUUAUUAAACAGCAGUGUGAGAAACAACAAAUUACUUGAAAGUUCCUCCUCAAAAGCUGAUUUGGGUUGGGGUGAUAUUUCAGUAAGCAAUGAUAAAACUGGAUCUUUUUUGGAAGAAGUGAAUGGGAGUAAAAAGCAAACGACUGAACCCUUUUUGCUGCAAAGACACUAUGGGAGGUUUAAACCAGAGGGCUCAAGUGAAGCCACAAAAGAUAAAAUUAUGCCUUAUAAUGUUCAGUUCCAAAACAAUUUAAGUAGCAAAGACAAUGCAGUCGAUUUAUUUAGAGGACCUCAAAAUACUUCAGAGCUUCUAAAUAACGUUACCAGUGCAGUGGGAAGCUUAGCCCAAACACUGGCCAAGACUACGGUUGCUACGUCUACAAGACGAAGAGAUGACCUACCAGAAAGUGACGAUAGCAGUGCUGAUUCCCUUGCUGCACGGGUCACUAGUCUUCUGAGAAACAACGCUCCAUUGGCUAGUGCAGAACAAAUAAUACAAAAUGCUGAAGAGGAGGAAAAGAGGAGACCCGGUACAUACUUUAGUUCUGCCAGCGCAGUGGGAGGUCUACAACAAGCAUUGGUGCAGAUAGAUGUUGCAUUCACAAGACAAAAAAAGGACCUACCAGAAAGCGAUGAUAGCAGUACUGACACCCUUGCUGCACGGGUCACAAGCCUCAUGAGAAACAAUGCUUCCUUGGCUAGCUCAGAACAAACAGUACAAAAUGCUGAAGAUGAAGAAAAGUUAGAACAUGGUGCAGUGAAUCCGCCUUUGUACACAGAGAGAGAUCUGAGCGAAGAGGACAGAAAGCGAAUAGAAGAGAUAAAGAGAGAGCUGCUUCAAGGUGCAAGGGAGGCUAGAGGAGCAAAGAAUCAGUAUGAUACAAGCAGUGGAUUAAAAGAUCUGAGCCAGUGGAAGGAAAGGGAGCACGUACAACAUGUUUCUCCUUCACCCAUUCCUGAUCGGUCGUAUGAUCUGAGGCCUCUUAACUUGCCAAAAGUAUCUGCAGAGCAACAUGUACCGCCAACUAGUGAUAGAGUACAUAGUUACCGAGAUCGAUCUGAAAUUACCACUUUUAAAGAUGUCCCACCAACUAGUGAUAGAGCUCAUAGCUACCGAGAUCGAUCUGAAAUUGUUACCACUUUUAAAGAUGUUCCACCAACUAGUGAUAGAGCUCAUAGCUACCAAGAACGAUCUGAAAUUGUUACCACUUUUAAAGAUGUCCCACCAACUAGUGAUAGAGCUCAUAGCUACCAAGAACGAUCUGAAAUUGUUACCACUUUUAAAGAUGUCCCACCAACUAGUGAUAGAGCUCAUAGCUACCAAGAACGAUCUGAAAUUGUUACCACUUUUAAAGAUGUCCCACCAACUAGUGAUAGAGCUCAUAGCUACCAAGAACGAUCUGAAAUUGUUACCACUUUUAAUGAUGUUCCACCAACUAGUGAUAGAGCUCAUAGCUACCAAGAACGAUCUGAAAUUGUUACCACUUUUAAUGAUGUUCCACCAACUAGUGAUAGAGUACAUAGUUACCAAGAUCGAUCUGGAAUUGUUACCACUUUUAAAGAUGUUCCACCAACUAGUGAUAGAGCUCAUAGCUACCAAGAACGAUCUGAAAUUGUUACCACUUUUAAUGAUGUUCCACCAACUAGUGAUAGAGUACAUUGUUACCGAGAUCGAUCUGGAAUUGUUACCACUUUUAAAGAUGUUCCACCAACUAGUGAUAGAGCUCAUAGCUACCAAGAAGGAUCUGAAAUUGUUACCACUUUUAAAGAUGUCCCACCAACUAGUGAUAGAGCUCAUAGCUACCAAGAAGGAUCUGAAAUUGUUACCACUUUUAAAGAUGGAUAUACUUUGUCUCCUUCCCUAAAGCAGCCUGAAAUCAUUUCUGUGUCUCAUUAUUCAGAGUACAAGGACAGAGGUGGCUUGCAUGCUGACAAUCAAGUACCAUUUUCCCUUCCAAUAUCAUAUGAGGGCACCAAGCCAAUCAACUCAAUUACUUUUGCCUCCCGCAAAUAUUCCUCCCAGCUUUCCUUAUCUCCUGAGCCUGAAACUGAAUCUCAGGAGAAUAUACCAGUGGAUUUGCAAUCUAUGAACAUUGAUAAAACCUCACACAAUAUUUUAGUAAGUACUGAAUCUGCUCCGUUAAUAUUAAAGGCAGAUAACCAACCUCUUGUUAAAUUUCAGGACACUCCCAUUCUACAAUGCGUUAGUAAACCUGCAUUUCAAGAGAAAACCCCGCUAUUACCUGCAUGUAUAUCAACUGAUUAUUCUCUGGCCAGACAGUUUUUCGGUCAAAGUUUUGCCGUUGAUCAACUGAGUUCUUCUUCUAUAAGAAAAUCAGUUUCACUUGAUGAUGUAAACAGUGGUCAAGUUAUUAAAAAAUCUGGUGAACAUACAUUGGCUGCUUUUCAACAGGACAAGGACCGUUCCAAUUUAUCAAAAGUGGAGACAUCUAGUGUCACAUGUUUAGGUCACGACUUCAACAGACAUAUUAAGGAUAGACCAAUAUCUGCUGUAAUAGAAGAGAAAGAAAAACACGAUGGAGGCUCCCAGUCUAGUUUUAUAAGGGCAGAACCCAUCCGCACGUCAUCUCCCACCAGAAAAGCACUUUCCUGUGUUCAUGUUACUAUUUCCCCAAAACUGGACAGCUCUAGGAAACUUGAUUUUGUCAUUGACAAGUCAGUUAUAGGAGGUAUAUCUGAUCAUAAUGAAAUAGCAGAAACUAUCAGGAUAGAUGGAGCAGAAACACCCAGGCCCCGCUGUACAGAAUUAUUAAAAAAGGAACAAGUACUCCAUAGCCAAGAUCUGUUGUCUUAUAAGGGAAUCAAUAGUUCUUCUUAUUUCUUGCACCCUCCUCCUGAAACGUAUAGAACUGCGGCACAAACAAGUGGUGAGGAGGACCAGAGACAUCAGAAAGAAAGGGAAGAUAAUGUGAGAAAACGAACACUGUUAUCUGAUGCUACAACACAGAUAACCACUGAAAGUCCUUCAAAAACAACAUUUUCAGCUGAAAUUUUUAUUAAUGAUGCAGAGAGAGAUAAUAAAAUCUCCACGUCUUCAAAGUUAAAGUCAGCAGAGACUUCAGAUGUGCAGCCGUUAGAUCGUGUUCAGGUGGCUUACCUUUCCCGGGCAACUGAUCAACCAAUGCUCCUGCCAUACAGACCGCCAGGAAGUCCCGAAUUGUUCUAUGUGCCAUAUAUUGACAAAGUAUCCAGAUUAUCGCCUGUCAGAUCAAGUAGCACAAUAGAAAGUUCACAUACAGGCUCUAAUGAUGCUAUAUCACCAACGUUUCCAGCAGAAGUGCUGGGCUCAGCUACUGAAAAGCACUCAAACUUUCCUGUGCAUAAAGACGGCAUCUACAGCAAGGGCGUGGGGCCAAAAAUAGCCUGGGAGGAUGGUAUGGAUGAUCCCAAGGAAACAGAUGCAGAUAACAUUGAACACACAAGAACUAAAGUCUUAUCCACGCCUGUUCAACAUGGGUCCCAAAACCAGACAGAAAAAACAUGUACUACUUAUGAGCCAAGAAAAAUGCCAGAUUAUUUUACAGAAGGGCUCAUGUCAUAUAAUCAACAGAAGGAAAAUGAGUUCUUCCCUUUAAGACCAGAAGUUGAUUAUAGUCGAGAACACUACUCCCAUGGGAAAUUAUCACUAAUUAGUAAUAUGAUAGAGGAAAAAACUGAGAAGUCUCAAAGAAAGAAAAAUGAAAAUGAUAACCCUAUAAGUUUACGGACCAUAGAUAUCACUAAUAAACAUCAGUCUUUAAAGAACAGGGAUUAUGUCAACAACAGCAGUGAAGUCACUGAUUUCAGGAAGGGAGCUCCAGAAAAUGUCAAAAGCUUGAGGGAUAUCAGUGUUACCGCCUCAAAUAGCAAGACCGCUGAUGCCAUAAGAAAAUCACAGCACAAAACCUCACAAAAUCAAAAUCAAAGCAAUCUUUCAAGCUUAGAUGAUUUAUGGGCUCGGUAUACAGAAAGAAAACAGAAUCAUCUCUCAGAUUCCAACAGCAAGCUAGAAUUGUCUUUGGUGGAGCGUCUGGACCGUCUAGCAAGGCUUCUUCAGAGAUCUUUUGCCCACUCAUCAUUUUCUGAAGAUGUGCACGUUACACAAGACCAAGUUCUGGGGAGAAAAGAGGUCACUGAAGGACAAUGGGCAAGUGAGAAGAUGGAUGAAGAAAGAUGGUACCAGUCUAAACAAUCUGGUUUGGAUGAUAUGAAGAUUUCCGAAGGCCCUCUGAGGCUAAAACAUUCUGUAGACAAGACACGUGACAGGUUGGCAUAUUCAGAUUUUUCUUCAGAGUUGAAGAGUACAGAAACUGAGAGUGUCACCACUGAUGUAGAAACUGCCACUCAAACAGACAGUGACUCAGUGGCUCAGACAGGAGUCAGUAGUUCUAUAUCCACCAUUGACACUGUGCGACUUAUCAAAGCUUUUGGUCCAGAGAGAGUUCAGCCAUCAUCACGGCUCUCACACUUGUAUAGCACCAUUGAUAAUCAGAAAAAACGCACUGAAGAAAGCAUGGGAAAGCUGAGAAGACAUAUUGUGGCUAAAGAGAGCUCUAAUAGAGAGUAUGCUGAGCUUAAGAGAAGUAACCGCAAUACACAGGCGGAGCAUGCAGACACUUCCUCAACCGUGAGUAGCUCCUGGGAACCGAGCCCAGCUCUCAUACAGAAAAAGAAAACCAGACAGUCGCACAAAGGCGUUCAGGCAGGAGACUUGGAAAUAGUGACCAGCGCCACCAAGAAAAAUACGAGAGAUGUUGGCACAACUUUCCCAUCACCAUGUGGGGAGCCACAGAGGUCAUUGAUGGAGUCUUCCAGCCGUGGGCACCAGCACAAUGAAGAGAACACGUGGGCCAGUAAGUUCCUUGGAGGGCGGACAGAGCGCAAGAGCAAGCGGUGCUUACCUCAAGGAAUGAGCUGGUUUGUUCCAGCAGAUGAUCUGAAAUCUGAGUCCAGGAAGGAGAAUGAAUCUAGCAUAGACUGCGGCCCCGGGCUGGCCUGGCAUGUACCUCUCAUUAUAACAAAGCCACUGAGGGAGCCGCUGAGGGAGAAGAACCUGCAGGAAUAUCUGACUAGAAGAGACAAAAAUCAGCUUGGGGGCUCUGAUGGGGAGAACAAAACCCUCAGACCGUUUGUGAAAGUUACCCUGCAGGAAUCUCUAAAGACUCACCGACCUGAUUUCAUCUUCCGUUCCGGUGAACGAGUCAAGCGGUUGCAGCUUUUAGCCAAGGAGCGUAAAUUGCAGACGGAGUUUCAGAGUGAACGAGAUGUGCUUUUCAACCAGGUGGCUCGAAGAGGCGUCAGUAACUACACGCAGAAAGAGUCGAGGAAAGUGCAGAAAACCAGAACCGUCCCAAAGCAAGAGAUGAUCCAACGUUCCAAAAGGAUAUAUCAGCAGCUCCCUGAGGUCAGGAAAAAAAGAGAAGAUGAAAAGAGACAAUCGGAAUAUGAAUUGUAUCGUUUGAAGGCUCAGCUAUUCAGGAAGAAAGUCACUAAUCACAUUUUAGGAAGAAAAACCCCAUGGAACUAAAGUGGACCCAGAUAAUGUUCCUUUUAUGUGUUUCCGUAAUGUGAAAGUCCAAACCGCCUAUAGAGUAGUGUGCGGGAUUUGUUUGUUUUAUUACUUUUUUAUUUUUGUAUCAUAGAUCUUUUUUCUAAUUUAUUCUUCUAUUUAUAUAUUUUUGUAGAGUUGUGCGUGUAAAUUAUUUUAAUAUAUUUUUUUUAAAUAUAGAGUUUAAAAUAUUGUCUCACUUGCUGCAGCAAUUAAAAAACAAAUGUAAAAAUCUUAAUAAAACGUUUUUAAAAAAAUA